Messenger RNA from Drosophila albomicans, 3731 nucleotides. RefSeq names its product importin-13 (gene cdm). Gene Ontology annotation, cellular component: nuclear membrane; cytoplasm. The coding region runs from base 136 to 3069 and encodes 977 amino acids. Gene Ontology annotation, molecular function: small GTPase binding. The record is from RefSeq and is a predicted model, not a curated record. The transcript is spliced from 9 exons. NCBI's taxonomy places the organism in Eukaryota, Metazoa, Arthropoda, Insecta, Diptera, Drosophilidae. Gene Ontology annotation, biological process: protein import into nucleus.
AUAUAUUCAUAUUAGCGGCCACCCCUAGGCGGAGAGGUAAAUUUUUGCAUCAAAAUAAAAAUAAAAAAAGGGAAAUAUACGCCAAGUCCUGCUGAAAGUGCUGGACUUGUGCAAAUUUUGAAGGGCAGCUAAACCAUGGAACAACUGGAACCCAUCGAUAUUGCGCGACUGGAGGAGGCUGUGGUCGUCUUCUAUCGCUCCACAUCACAGGAGCAGGCAAUCACACACGAAUGGCUGACGAAGGCCGAGGCCAGCCCACAGGCUUGGCAAUUUUCAUGGCAGCUUAUGCAGCUGGGCAAGAGUCAAGAGGUGCAAUUUUUUGGCGCAAUUACGCUACACUCAAAGCUGAUGAAAUAUUGGAACGAAGUUCCGCCGGAAAACCGCGAGGAACUGAAACAAAAGAUCUUGGAAACCAUUGUGCAAUUCGCAUCUGGUCCCAAAUUGGUGCUUAAUCGGUUGUGCCUAGCGUUAAGUGCAUACAUCGUGCACAUGUUGGAAGAUUGGCCAUGUGCCAUUGAGGAGGUGAUUGAUACCUUUCAGAAUCAACGCAUACCCAAUGUUAGUGCCGAGGUCCAGCGUUGGAUUAUGCUCGAAGUGCUUCUCGGCAUUCCCGAGGAGGCACAAGUCAUUCACACCUCAGUGAAGCGGGUGACAUUGCGUGGCGAGAUUGGCAAGCGUGUGCCACUAGUACUGCAGACUGUGGAGGCAUAUUUGAAGCAGCAAUUGAGCCUCGAAUGGGACUCCGAAACAUUUGCCAACAUGAUGCGUGCGGUAAAAUGUGUGAGCGUCUGGAUCAGAAACAUCGGCUACUCCAUCGAGGGUUGUGUCAGCAUUUGUGCUGUCCUGCUGGAGGUGGUCAACAAGUGUUAUUGGCCCUGCAUACGUUCCGGCGUGGGUUGCAUGUCCUCCGACGAGAAUGAGCUGGCCGAGACGGGUCUGAAAGCUAUGGUCAGCAUCAUUGUGCAGCCUGAUUGUCACAAUUACCCCAAGACAGCGGCGGUGCUGAUCAAAAUGUUUCUGGACUCACUGUGCGACAUCACGCAAGUGGAAUGGAAACGUGAUAACGAGAACGAGGAUAUUAUUGUGCAUAUCUAUAUGCUGUUUGUAUCCGCUGUGGAACGACACUCGGCUCUGUUUCUCAGCGGUAUUACGGCCACGGAUCCGGAAUUAAAUGCUAUUUGGAGUCGCAUGGUUCAUGAAAUAUUACAGUGCACGGAUAAGCCGGGAAUUUAUCCGGUUGAGGAAUCAUGCAGCACCAUGGCCUUGGCCUUUUGGUAUAUGCUGCAGGGCGAUGUCUUUGCCAUGCCCGUCGAGGAGGAUAAGUUGAAGUGCUGGGAGCACAUUAAACCACUUUAUGCUCAUUUAACUACCGUUCUUGUGCGCAAAUCUGAGCAGCCGGAUGAGAGCUCCAUUGAUAAAUGGAACUCGGAUGAUCUGGAGUGCUUUCGUUGCUAUCGCCAAGAUAUCUCCGAUACUUUUAUGUAUUGCUAUGAUGUGCUUCACGAUUACAUACUGGAGAUAUUGGCCGCAAUGCUCGAUGAGGCCAUUGCUGAGCUGCAGACGCAUCCCACGCACUGGACAAAACUGGAGGCCUGCAUCUAUUCGUUUCAAUCGGUUGCCGAGCACUUUGGCGGCGAGGAAUCGCGUCAGAUACCCAAACUAAUGCGAGUGCUGUCUGAGAUACCCUACGAUAAGCUAAAUGACAAACUGCUGGGCACCGCACUGGAGACCAUUGGCUCCUACUGCUCCUGGCUAAUGGAGAAUCCAACUUAUAUACCGCCUGCUAUUGAUCUGCUUGUGCGUGGUUUAAACUCCACAAUGUCCGCGCAGGCAACUUUAGGCCUCAAGGAACUGUGCCGCGACUGUCAACUGCAGUUGAAGCCAUAUGCAGAGCCGCUGCUCGAUGCUUGCCAAGCAACACUUGGUUCGGGUCGCAUGAAGAACUCGGAUUCGGUGCGUCUGAUGUUCAGCAUUGGCAAGCUAAUGAGUUUGUUGCCGCAGGAAAAGAUACCUGCAUAUCUCGAUAUUAUAGUUAGUCCCUGUUUCGAGGAGCUGCAAACAAUUUGUCAAGCUGGUGCCACAACGCCAGCAGCACGAAUUCGCACAAUUUUCCGGCUCAAUAUGAUCUCGACACUGUUCUCGUCCCUCAACACGGAUCUGGACGAAGAGGUCAAGGAUCUGCAUAAUGUGCAACCUGUGUUGUUGGUCAUGCAGAAAACUAUGCCCAUUUUUCGGCUUAUUGCUGAGCUGUGGGUAGAGGAAAUCGAGGUGCUAGAGGCUGCUUGCAGUGCAUUGAAGCAUGCAAUUGUGAAUUUAAGAAGCAGCUUUCGACCCAUGCUGCAGGAUCUGUGUUACUUCAUCGUGGCCAGCUUUCAGACUCGCUGUUGUGCUCCCACACUGGAAAUUUCAAAGACCGCCAUCGUCAUCUUUUACAAGGAGGAGAGUUGCAGGCAGUUGAUGCAACAGUUGCUGCUGGAGUUCGUGUCGCACAGCUUUAAGCUAUUCGAGUCAACGCCACAGCAGAACUUUUCCAAUGUCUCGGACACCAUGGAAAUGUUCUUCGCAUGCCUCACGCAAAUCAUCAAAAAAGUGCCCCAAGUGCUCGAAGAUAAAUCCAUUGCAUACGAACGUCUCAUCUACUAUGCCCAGCACUCGAUGACCCUGCCCGAGAAUGGUCCAAUCCGGGCUGGCAUUCAGUUUGUCACGCACUUUGUGAUGCAAUCCCGCAAUCAACCGCACAUGACCGAGGUAAUCCUGGCCAAUGGUGAGCAGAUUAUGCGCACGAUUAUGAUUUGCGUGGGUUAUAUGACGCCACGUCAGCAAGUGGAUAAAUUUGCCGAUGUUUUACUGGCCAUCAACAAGAAGUAUCCCGGUGAGAUGGCAGUGUGGCUAAGGAAUGUGAUGGCAGUGCCCAAUUUUCCCACGGAGCUGAUCAGUGAUGCCGAGAAAUCGCGUUACGUUUCGCUCAUCAUCAAAGUAAAAGUCAACAAGCGGAUGCUGCAGCAACAUCUCAAUGAGCUGGCCAUAAAGACACGCGGUCUUGUGCCGCUUCAGGUUCCAGUGAAUUAAGUAGCGGGUAACCCAAAACUUCAGUGGCCAAAUAUCUAAAUGAAUUAACGUCCUCUUUUUCGUAAAUUAGUCGAUAAUGAAUGUAAUUAAGCCACUCUGUAAAUGUUCCUUGCUAUUAAGUUGUUUUUUUUGCGGAUGAUGUCAAAUAAUUAAUAGUGCUAAGUGAUCGGACAGGUCGAUAUAGUAUUUAUCGCCUGUCUGUGUGAGAUGAUGAUGGUAUGAUGGAUAUGUUAAAAAAGGCUGUUUCUUGACAUGAUUUAACUUUUAUUCAUAAUUUUACAAAAAUUGUUCACACUUUUGUUUUAUAUGCCUUUAAUUACACAGUUUCUCAUUUUAUUUAAAAUUUUGUUUAGGCGUGUAUAACUCAAAUUUUGUAAUUAUUUUUUUUUUCAUUUCAUUAUAUAAUUCAUUAUAGAAAACUUUGAUUUUUCACCGUUUUCCUUUUAUUGGAAAUUUGUUUGCUUUUUACCUUCACUAUAUAGGUUUUCAUUAUGUUUUUUAUAUCAAAUUCUCUUUUCUCUUUAUUGUUCUUCAACUUUCCAUAAGUGUCUAUUAUAUGCCAAAAAUAUGUAAAUACAUCUCUAUAUAUAAUAUACAUAUAUAUGUGUCUAUAAACUAAAUGAAGCCUUUUCAUUUUCUUGGCCUGUACAGCACUUGGUAGU